GUAGUUUUAUCCCUCUUUCUGGCUUUACAUUCAAGCGCUGCGGUCUUCCUUGCUCGGAGUCGUGCGCGUGAGGGGGGCGUGUCCGUUUGUAGGGCUUGUUCGAAUUGCAGCUUCCGCUCUCUGGCGUCACACAUGUAGCGCAACAUGGCCCCCUCCAGCCGGGCGAUUGUUGUGGUAGCGCUCUCAGUCGUGUACCUGAGUCGGGCAAUCUUCUCCUCCGAGUAUUUCUCCACGCUGACUUUGUUCAACAACGAGCUCCACAAGCAGGGAUGUAGCUCGCUGUCCGAGUGGGAAGAGUACGCGGCGGACUGCGGUAAAGUAUCUGUUCUCGCUGUUAGUUUGCCACGUCCUCCUCAGAUCAGCUGUCAGUGUGUGACCCCGGAUAGCUGCGCUGUCCACAGCUAAACGGACAAGCAGUCAAAUGUUUUCUACUGCGGUUCCCCAAAAGAACGAGUGUAAAUCGAGCUGAUUUUGUUGCUGUUUCCUAGUUUGACGGCAGCAUCACAGCCUAGGUGAUCAGCACAGUUUCACAGUUAUCUGUAUGCUACUCUUAAUUUCAUUGUGCUUUCAUUUCACAACAUACUUACUGAACAAAACCACAUUAAAAACCAAAAUGAACUGCCAACAAGGCUUUGGGUUUGUACUUCCACCGGACCACUUUCAUAAAAAAUAUUGAUAUAUUUUUUGCAUAUUAUGUCUUAUAUUUGAUGAUAUGUCCCUGUAAGGAGGGCUCCCUCUCAUGUGCACGUGGGAUGCAAAAGCCAAGGCAGGGAGAACAGCAGCAAAUCAAAAACAGUAUAAAACGGAAGAGGACACUAUGUAGCUGCAGAGUGGCCAGAAGAUAUGAGCCUGCAAAGUGUGGGCCUGCCUGGACUAGCACUACCCUCAAUUUAAUUCCUGACCAACUUAGCUUUUCUUGAAGCAACUUUUAGCUCACAUAGGAUCACGGUCCGUGUUUUUCCGUCCAUUAAAUUAUUCCAUCUAAUCUUGUAAACGAAAAAAGAAGAAAUGAGUCAAUAUUUUGUUUAUUUAUUUUCUAUAUAACAAAAAAAAAAGAUUAGUGUUUGUUUACGUAUUUUCAGCUCAAAUUAGAAUAUAUAAUAGAGAUGAAAACGAAAACUAAAUAAUAAAUCUUAUUUGCAAUAAUUGAUUUUGAGUGUGCCUGUUUUGAGCAUACGUGCAUGGAGGCUACAUUGGCCUUCCCAUGAUCCUCAGCGGUAGUUACCAUGGCGAAAGAGCAGUUCAAGCGCCAAAAUCUUACGUUAUGACAAAGCUCUGGUUGUCAUUUUUUCUACAGUCAUGUCAUCCUCCUUCAGCGUGACCCUCCUGGUGUCCAUCUCCAUGACAACGGGUUAUCCUUUCUCUACCGCUCUGGCCUGGAGUUUUUGGUCCACGUUGUUGGCUACUUUGUUGCGUAAUGCGCGUGUGCGAACAAUGGGGACAUCAAUAACCCGAGAACGAAAAGUAGAUUUAUUAUUUUGCUUUCGUUUCCAUCUCUAUUAUAUAUUAUGUUUUGAACUGAAAAUACGAAAACAAACACUGAUCUUUUAUUUUGUGGUUAUAUCGAAAAAAAAAUAAAAAGAAAAUUUAUUUUGUUUUUUCAUUUUUCAUUUACUAGAUUGAAUAGAAUAAUUGAAUUGACGAAUAAUACACAAACCUAUCACUUUAUCAUACAUUGAUUUGCUGGUGGUGAUGCAUGUCCUUUUUGGACUUCCGUAGACAAUAGCGUGCCCCACCUUGUAUUUUGUUUGAGUAGACAAUGACAGAGUAAACUGGUUGUACAGGUUGAUACACUACUAAGAUUUGCUCCUGUUGUUCCAAUGCAUGUGUGGAGAUAGUUAGAGUGAUUUUUUUAAGGCACCAGAAUCAGUGUUCCGUUGUUUUAGUCCAAGUGUAACCCGAGGUCGGACCUUUCCUCUUCCUAUAUUUCUAAGCCUUCAGGUGGUCUGGCUGCAGGUUCAGUUAAAUCCCUCUCAGUGAGUGUUGAGCCAGCUACUGCGGCUAUCAAAGUCGGCUUUGUGUGGCAAUGCUGUAAAUCUUUUAUAAAUCAGUCCACGUUGAUUCUUUAUACCAUUCUUCUCACAUAAUUAAAUGCAAAGCCCUUUGACCUGGCUAAAUUUAAAAUAUGUCAAAAUUUGAAAGGAGUUUGGUGUGUGGAAAACUGUGUAGCGUCUGUGCUUACAUGACUCGUAGACCUGGAAUCCAGUACGAGUGGUUUCAGAUCUGCCUGACAUGUCAGACAUUUUUCCUUUGGAGUUAAAGGCAAUGAAGUUACUAAAGUUUUAAGCCAACAAAGUGCAUCCAAAGUGGUCUGAAACUCUUUCUCUAAUGAUUUUAUUCUGAAUAUUUGUCUCUUUAGAGUCCUCGAUCUUACAGCUGGAUGACCCGGACUGUGAGGAGGGCAGCAAUCCACCCUGCGAGUCAGUAUUCUCACUCAAUGCAGAGAAGAUCCUGGUAAGAUCAGAAGAGCACGCCCACGCACACAUAGACCCACACCCUUUAUCUGAUCUGAAAAAAAAAGGACAGUCUGUAGCAGGCCAUGGAGAAAAAAAAAAAGCAGAUUCUUGUAGCUACUGAUAAUUUCACCUCAAAGUAACAGAAGACAAGAUUACCGUAAAGUAUGAAAACACAAAGUGCUGUAAUUACUCAUAUGGGCAUGAGCUGUUUUUGUGUUUCAAGGUUCUCUUGAAUAAAAAUGUGCUGGUGUCAGAGCCUCAGACCACACUCACUUUUAGGUGUGGCUGCACGUGUUACUACACUCAAUGACACCUCCUCAUUUCUGCUGUAAAUAGAUCUUAAUACCAGAAUCAGUUCCCCGUGUUAUGAACCGUUUAUUGCGCAAACUUUUGCACUUUUUGUAAGGAGGAUGCUGCCUCUCUUUGAGACGUACAGCUGCGACUCAUAUUUGUGCUGUCACUUUCUGACUGGCUGUUUUACAAACCCCGAGUGCAUCCAUGGCGUUGUUUGCAUGCUGUUAAAUUUGCAUCUUGUAAUGAUGUUUGCAGUAUGCCCCCUGCUUCUCUUCAUUUGGGAUUAUACAGGAAAUACAUUGAGACACAGAGAGAAGGAGAGAACACUUCAGAUAGAAGACGCUGAGUGUUUCUCACCAUGCAGGACUCUGCUUUGCAUUGAUAAGAGUUCUUGAUGUUUGAGAGGAUGUUUUCUCUCUUCUAAGUGACCUUGAAAGCUUGUUCAAACUCUUUUUAACCCACCAGUGUCUUAAAGAGAUUUAACAAACUCUUUCUUCUGCUUUGUGUGCAUACUCUCUUUAUUCUCCAAAUGAUCUCUUAUUAAAACACCAGUUUUCACACAGGAAACCAAACAUGUAGUUUCCUGUGUGACAGUGGCGCUGCUUCUACAUGUUAUUUGUGUUCUUGUGUUGUUCAUGUUUCCACAGAAUCAGGCUAAGUUGUUUAUAGAGCAGAAGAAAAUCCCCUUCCCUGUAGAAAACCACAACAUAAACGAAGAACUGGGUGAGUUUGCAUGUGGAUCAAAUUCAGACCCUUUUCAGGCUGAACAGUUUGAUAUAAAAUCAAUGAUUGCUUUUUCUGUCUUUGCAGCUAUUGGCUAUGUUCUGAUAGCCAACGGUCUUUAUGAUGAAGCCAUCAAACAUUUCUCACUAUUAUUACAGGUAUAGUUGCAACUGAAAAACCACAUAUUACACGACUGCAGCAUUUUAAACGUAUAUCCUCACACACAUAUUAAUCACCACUGGAGUAAACAGUUGGUGGAGUCUUACAAAAUUUGCACAGUUUUGGGUCAUAAGCUGAAUCCACUCCCUAUUCUAAAUACUUCCAAAACUAUCCCAAACCAGUCCUCUAAUCCUGACAUGUUCUGUCGUGAUUAAAGGGUGAUCCUGAGCUGGUCAGCGCCAUCUACGGGAGAGGGAUCGCUUAUGGGAAGAAAAGUUUACAGGUGAGUAAAAGAUGUGAGAUAGGCCUCUAGUUCCUUUAAAGGGAUAGAUGUAUAUAUCUAUAUUAAUAUACAUAAAUCUGCAUUGGUGGUAACUUAAUUUAUUAAAACAUGAGAUAUUGAUUUCUUGCUCAAAUUAAACAAAUGAUAUACAGUGAGUUCACAGCUGAGAUCCGUAGCAGCAACAGACUGUCAGUGAACUGACAUGAAACAGAAAUUUCAGGAUUUUUGUAAAUGCUAAUACAACAUUAAAGCUCCUGUCUCGGUACUUUUAUACUUUCAAACUUUUCUUAAAACUGUUUUCAGUCUUUUUUAGUGUCUUACUAUCAACCCUAAGUAUCUUAUACUUCAUAAUGAAAGCAUGGUUUUACGAUGGCAGAAAUAAAGCGACCUAAAUGCAAAGCAGACAAAUAUAUAGACCUCUGAUAUUUAUGAACACAUAUGUUGCUUUACCUUUCUUUUGUCUUUUCUCGAUUGUACUUCACGAGUGGUUUUAAAAUCCAAAUUUCCAUGAAUAUCAGGACAAUAUUGCUAUCCUGAUAUUUUAUGGCCACAAUAAACAUGAGGUCAAAAUCUGAUAUUAUGGCUUCUCUUCUCUUCCUCUCUCUCUCUCUCUCUCUCGCUCUCACUGUCUCGCUAUUUCUCUCUUUUUCUGUAGAUAAUAUACUUAGUUUUCUGUAGAUAAUAUACUUAUCAUGCAUGAAGCACUCGCCAGUAGUAAGGGCCUGAUAUACUGAAGUUUGCAUGUGUAAAAACCUCUUCAAACUGACACCAUCUGCAGAAAAAUGAGCCAGGACUGGAGAAGGAUUUGCCAGAAUGAUAUGCAGUAUGGGGCGUAUCCUCCUUUGUGUAACUGCGUUUCAAUGUAACAGUUUUUAAAAGAAAGUGCUGAUCCAGGAGCCCAGAGGAGGAGACAGAAUUAUAGACACGAAUCAGUCUGAUUUAAGGUCAUUUUCAUCAGCUGUUUGAGGGUUUUCUUUAUUUCCAGUCAAUAAUAUUUAACAAAGAAAAACACCAACAUCUAUUGUGGCCUUUAUUUGUAGCUUUUGAAUAUUUUCUUACUUCCUUUAUUAGAUUUUUACCUGCAGUGCUUUUCCUCUUUGCACCUCUCCUCCUGGUGUGUUGUGCUUUUCUUGUUAAUCAUUAAUAGCCACUACAGGUCCUUAAGAAAACACUGUCAUAAAGCUAUCACUAAAGCAAAGCUACCACUACUGCCUUGUAUCUAAGCGUGGAGGUAGAAAUGUUGCCUGAGUGUUUGUUUUUUUUAUCGACAGACAGAGAGAAGGGCUAUUACAAAAUAAUGUCCCCUGAAAUGAACAUUUUUUAACUUCCUAAAUGAAAAUCAGCAUUUGAAAUCUGACACAACAACAAUAUAUCGACCGUCAGCUUCACUUCACUUCACUUCAACUUAAUUAUGUCCCAAAAAUGGGCAAAUCAGGUUGCAGCAGGCUAAGACAUUUAAAACACUGCCAUACAUCAUAAAAAUAAAUAAAUAAAAUAAAAUACAUCUACAUAAAAAAACAGUUCAGGAGGUAAAAAGUAUUAAAGAUGAUUUAGAAGGUAAAAAGAAAAGCAUAUGUCAGUCUGACUGUUGAAAAAACGAUAUCGGUCAACCUCUACAUCUCGAAUUCAGGGUGUGCUUUAUCUGCAGCAAAGGUCUAAAACUUAUUAAAAGCAGAUGACUCAGACCUUAUAAGUUUUUGUUAAUGCUGCACUGUGAAUGUUUAAGUAUCAACGGCCUGCCUUUAUUUGUAUUAAAAGUUUCCUUUAUUUGAGGUCAAAAUUCCCCCACAGCUGAUUUCAAAAGCCUCGCCUCACCUUACAUUACCUUUCUCAAGACCACACUGGUAUCUGGCAGCACAGUGAGUUGUGCUUUUUUUGAUGCCUUUGGUCCUAUUUGAAAAAAAUGAAAUAAAUAAGGAGCCUGCAGGAUUUUGGUGACAGCAGCAGUUUCAGGUAAACACAGAAUGACUCAGUGUGGCGUCUAUUGAAUACUAAUCCGGUCUGCUUGGACUCUGUGGUUAUCACAGCAGUGUGCCCUCCAGAAAACAGGCUGAAGGACGGUCUAACUCUUUCACGUGCCUUUGCUGUUCAUUCUUUUGGCUUUAAAUGAAGGUUUAUGUCAGCUAAAGCUAACAGCCUCUUGUUUCAGGACAUAAAGAAUGCUGACUUGGCGUUGUACGAGCUCAACAGAGUCAUCACCCUCGAGCCGAACUGGCCGGAGGUCUACGAGCAGAGAGCAGAGGUGAGCCUGACCCGCUACACAGCCGUUUAUUACUAUAAGUGUAUUGUUAUCAUCUUGUUUCCACUUUUUGACCUUACAUCCCACAAUCAAUCUCACCAACACAUCAUAGAAGGACAUUUUCACGCCCUCGUCUUUGUCCUAAAUGUGAUUUUGUCCAGACUUUUUCUUCGUAAAAAUCUCACAAUGCAUCAGGACAAGCUGAUGUGUGAAUAGACAGGUCAAAGUCAGGACCAUUCACCACAUCUGCUGUUUAUCAGUGUAAUUUGCUGUCAUUCAUAAAUGCACCCGUGUUUCUUUAGAUCCUGUCUCCUCUGGGUCGUAUCAGUGAAGCUCUGGCUGAUCUCACCAAAGCCAUCCAGCUGCAGCCCUCAGCGCGUCUCUACAGGCACAGAGGAACGCUGCUCUUCAUUUCAGAGGUUUGAUCUGUGAAGAUAUUCUGUUUGUGAAUCUGUAAGUGUAUGUCUUUAUUCUGAUCCUGUGCUUGUUUUCCUCCGUCAGGACUAUGUGGCAGCUAUGGAGGACUUCCAGCAGUCUUUAGAGCUGAAGAAGAAUCAGCCCAUCGCCAUGUUAUAUAAAGGCCUCACCUUCUUCCACAGAGGGAUGCUCAAGGUAAACGCCCUGACGGCUCGUUUUAAGGGAAAUAUUGUGCUGGUCCAAAUAUAAGAGUGCCAUCUUUGUUUUUCGCAUUCUGGCUGCUCCCCCAACUUUCUCCAUGAGCGACAUCUGUUGAGCUUUUUUGAGCGCACUGUUAGAGAGGAGGACAAAAAUGCAGAAGUUACCGUGUAUAUGGCUCUAAAUGAGAACAAUCAGAGAGAAAGGGAGGAGAUACAAAAACCGCUCUAAUCUUUAAUGCCCACUUUAUGACUCCACAUGCUUUAAUAACACAAGCGGCGGAUGAAUCAUCAGCUGCAAACAAAAGUUUCAUGUUUCCUGAUGUUGAUCUGAGUGUAAAUCGUUGUUUUGUUUCUUAUCUUAUCAGGAAGCCAUUGAGACAUUUAAAGAGGCUCUGAAGUUGAAGGCAGAUUUCAUAGAUGCCUAUAAAAGUCUCGGACAGGCCUACAGGUAAAGCCCGCUCUGUGCUCCUCAUAGUUUGGUUCAACAUUGAAUACAGUUUCUGUUUUUAAGGAAAUAAGAGAUUUACAUUUCCCCUUUGCCUCACCAAACAUGAGCUCACUCUUGGUGUUUUGCUCUUCCUCUUUUCAGGGAGCUGGGUGAUUUUGAGUCAGCAAUGGAGAGCUUCCAGAAAGCCCUCAUGCUGAACCAGAACCACAUCCAGUCUCUACAGCUCCGAGGCAUGAUGCUGUACCACCACGGCUCCCUACAAGAGGCUAUAGGCAACUUUAAGGUGGGAAGAGUCCACUUUAAGUUGGAUAUAUUUCCUCUAAUGAGAAAAUAUACCAUUGUAUCUCCAGCCUUCAACACAAAGUUUUCUGUUUGGUCUCCCUUCCUCCAGAGGUGUCUACAGUUGGAGCCGUACAACGAGGUGUGUCAGUACAUGAAGGGGUUAAGUCACGUGGCGAUGGGCCAGUUCUACGAGGGGAUCAAGGCUCAGACUAAAGUCAUGUUAAAUGACCCGCUGCUGGGACAGAAAGCCAGCUCAGAAUACCUCAAAGUGAAAUACCUCAGAGGUUGGUUCACCCGGCAUGUCCAUACAGCAGGGGGCGCAACAUCAUCCAGUCUUGAUUCUUCCUGAUCUGACCCUCCUGGUUUUUUUACCCCUCUAGAGUACUCUCGCUACCUGCACUCUCACCUCGACAUCCCAGUAGCAGAGUACAACGUGGACCAGGACCUACCAGGGAACUUUAAAAACCACUGGGCCAAGAACUUGCCGUUUUUGAUAGAGGACUACGAAGAACAGCCGGGCCUGCAGCCACAUAUUAAGUGAGUCUGGUUGUUUAGUUAAAUCUGAUUAAACCCUUCGAUUACAACCACAAUCUGUCAGGAUUUACUGUUUUUGGCCUUCAUACGUGUCGGACUGUGUCUGUUUUUCUGGUUUUAUUUGAGUGUUUAAUGUGCUACUACUUCAAUCAGAUCUAUCAUGUGGUUGAUUGAAGGGACCUGUCAUGAACAUGUGGACUAGAAGGUUUUAUUGUUUCUCAGGUGGAUGUUAACCAAACCUGUCAGCAGGCACAAACUUGCUUCCUCUGUGUAAUAAAGAUGUGACAGGUUCCCACAAUGCAGUCCAAAAAACAUAAAACUGAAACCUCAUAAAAGAUAAUGAAUAUGUGUGCUUGUGUUUCUGGUUUUUAGGGACGUGCUGCCGCAGAACUUUGAAAGCUACAGCAAUGAAGUCCAGAAGUUAAUAUGCACAGCUGACCACUUAGGGGCGCUAAUGCAGUACGACACUCCUGGAUUCCUACCAAACAGAAGAAUACACAGAGGUACGGCUCACAAACACACCCUGAUAGUAAAUGACACGUGUGAUUCGUUCCGCUAAUUCUGUUUCUGCACUCUCCCAGCCAUGGGGUUAGCCACCCUGGAGGUGAUGCAGGCGAUGCAUCGAACGUGGAGCAACUCUAAAGUGCGAGUCAACGGCAAGACCAGACAAAUGCAGUGGAGAGACAUGUUUGAUAUAGCAGUUAAAUGGAGAAGGUGAGGAUUGAAAACCAGCUGAAACGAGUUUGGGGUGUAAGAUAUUUUACUCUAGUUUUAGUCAAUAAACGUCGUUUCAUUUAAAAACUUGAAGUCAAAGUCAAGUAGGACCUGGACCAGCCCUCGGGAUGUUUUUGCUACCUCGUUUUAGCCAUUAUACAUCAUACAUCUCAAGAUGAUAAUAACCCCCCCCCCCCAAAAAAAAAAAAAAAAAAAAAAAAAAAAACUAUUUUACCUAAGUUGUCACUCUGACAUGUUAAAUUUAUAGAAGCAUAGAGAAUCAUGAAACACAGUUGAAGGUUGUUGACUCUUAAUUAUUCAAAUUUCAUCCACAAAAUUAACAAAAAUGCAAUAAAAUCAAUGUCUGCUGGAUAGAAUCUCUGGUAAAAUUUUAUUUUAUAGUCAAAAUUUGUAAAUAUGAAACUACUGCGUACAGUGUUAGUCCUGCAGAAAUCAUAAAGGUUAUUAAGUUCCAACGCAGCCUUAGCUCUUACUGUGCACUGGUUGUGUGCAUCGGUUUGUUUAAUUUAAACAUUGAAGAACAUUUAAUUUAAAGCAUUUUUUAUUCACAUCGAGGUAAGUUGGUUCUUCACCUAAGACAGCAGUAGAAGUUAAACACUUGAUCAUAGUGUCAGAUUUAAGUAGCAGACACAGAGAGUGACAUUUUUAAGAUUCAAAGGUCAUCAAGACCUCAAGUGAAAGCUCACAAGUUCUCAAUACGCUAAACGAAUUACAUCUCAUGGUUUGACUGUAGCUUCAGUUUAACAAAUGAGGUGAACUUUUCAGCUUUCCUUCAUCCUUAGCCAACCAAAGUUUUGAAUUGUCAGACUGAAAAGGUUUCUUUUGUCCUUCAGGAUCGCAGAUCCAGACCAGCCAGUCCUGUGGUUAGACCAGAUGCCCGCCAGAAGUCUUAGUCGAGGCUUCAACAACCACAUCAAUCUCAUCAGGUAACAGCUCCACCCUCCACUGUUUGGUGCUCUAAAUCUAAUCCUUGAGCCUCCUAAAUCUCCUUGCUUCCUUCUCAAUGCUCGGGGUUUUCUCAAAAACAUUUGUUCAUGUUCUUUGAAACUCGACCCAGUUGACUGAGAUUUUUAAUCCAGCGCAGCCUCGGCUCUGACAAACCCACUUAGAGUGUUUUGUCUUCAAAGCUGCAGAAGAAGUUGAUUUUGAAAGUGUAUGAAAAUCCUUCUGAUCUUUGUGUGUUUCUUCAGGGGACAGAUUAUCAACAUCAGAUACCUGGCCUACUUUGACAACAUCCUGGACUUCAUUAAAGACAGAAUACUGGUGUAUCAUGGGUGAAUAUGCACUGAAACUUGUUCACUUCCUGUCUUCAUAUCAUAGGAUUGUGCACUGUCUCUGCUUCUCUCUCUAUCAUCAAUUCACUGACAAAAUCACACUUGGAUGAGGCUCCUAAUUGUUCCUAAACGCUAACACAAAUGAGCCUAACCUUCGCCCUCUAAUAACUGUUUUAUCAUGGUUGGCAUCUGCUCAUCUUCACAAAAUUAUCUGACAGCAGUCAUGUUUUUCUGCCAUCAAAGCAGACUUACAUAAAUCAUCUUUUCCUCCAGUCUUGAAUCAUUUUGCAUCAACAUGUUGGGUGACUCAUGCAAAAAUGAAUAAAUAUUUAUCUGCUGUUUUUUUUUUUUGCGGCAUCUUUGACUCACUGUGUUUUGUUUGUGUCUCAGGGCGUAUAACCCCAGAGGACUCCUGGAGGUCCGACAGGCUCUUGAAAAUGUGAAUAAAGUAGAAGAUCUGCUUCCUAUAAUGAAGGUAAGGACGAAAAAGGGAAAGUUGGUGUGGAGAAAAUAAAACAGAGAUAAGUGAACUGACCUAAGUACAAAAUAAUUGCAGGUUGUAAAUGCCAUCAGAUUGAUUUUAGAUUAAAAUUAUGUAGCAGUAUUUUUCUAAGACCCAGACCUUUGAAUUAUCAGACUUGAGAAAUAGAGUUUCUCUAACAUGUUUUAGCCUGGUUCAGUUCAAAUCUCUGAAACAGCCUUGUUGCUUAUGUCCCAGAGACAUGUGAUUUUAAAUAUGGUGUUCCUCAGGGAAGCAUUCUUGAGCCUUUUUUAUUUUCACUGCUCAUGAUUUUACUUUAAAAUACCACCACAUCAGUUAUCAUUUUUAUGCUGACGACACUCAACUGUAUCUGUCUGCCUUAAAACACGAUCUGAGUGCACUUCAAUCUCCUCUGUCCUGUCUGACAGACAUCAGUGUUGCAAAAACUUUUGGAAACUACACAAGGCAAAGACUGAGAUUUUUUGAUUAGGAACCAAAGCAGCCAGAGAAAAAUAUUGGGAGGUUUUAAACAAGCAAAUAAAAACUGUUGUUACAAACUCAGGGGCGGUUUUAGAUCUGUACUUCAUGUUGUCAUCCGAGAAAAAUAUUUAUCCCAGAAAAAUGCAGAAAUUUUGAUUCAUACUUUUAUGACCAGUCACAAUGAUUGCUGCGACUCCCUUAUCACUUGUCUCCCAAAAAGGUCUCAAAAAACUCCAGCUCAUUCAGGACCAAGUUUGAACCCACAAAAAGAAAAUUAACUCCCGUUUUUAAAAUUCUGCAGUGCCUCCCUGUUUCUUCUAGAACUGUUUUUAAAGCUCUUCACAGCCUCGCUCCUCUAUAUGUUACAGAUCGUAACUCUCUUUUUAUCCUACAGCUCGGUCACUCAGGUCCUUAUAUACUUUUUUUAAAAUGUUCAGUCGGCUCCCUGAAACUCUCUCACUGUUUUUUUUCAAAGGAAUCUUAAGUCCUAUCUUUAAUUUAGCUUUCAACUCAGAGUUAUGGCAGUUUGGGUCAGAAUUUUAAUGGAUUGUACAACAGAUGUUUUGCACCAAUUUCGUUUAAAUUAUUUUAAUUGGUUGUUAUGAGUUCUAUUUGUCUUACUGAUAUUACUCUAUUGAUUGAUAAUUAUUUCCCCUUAUUUUUUCUUCUUUGAAUCCAUAUUCACCUUUUUUUUUACCUAAAAUCUUUAAUUGUUUUAAAUCCUGCUGUCAGUCUCUUUUUACCUUCCCUUUGUUGUGGAGCUCUUUGGGCUGUGUGCUGUUCUGUGUAAAAGGUGCUAUAUAAAUAAAGUUAAGUUGAGUUCUUUAACAUCAUAGUAGCGUAAAAGCCACUUAUACGAUACCUACGACUCUGUGUGAUUUUCUUGCUGUGAACAUCAGGAUUUUUAACCUCAGUUCCCUCACUAUAAUCAUUUAAAUACUUUUUUCUCUGAACGUGUUGAUUUUAUUUGUAUAUUAUUUUGAAGGAAAUUUCAGGGACUUAUCAAUUUCUCAUCCUGCAGCACAACAAUGACACAUCCAUAAUCAUAAAGACAUGAAAGAGAGACUGAAACGACUUUAUCUAGUGUAAAUAUGACAAAGUCCUCUAGAGUUUAAAAUAAUCUUGUUUCUCUGUGAAUAAUUGAUGUCACUUCAGCAGUAAAAACCAGGUUUGCUGGUUUCUUUGUUUCCGUGUUUGUUUUCUGAAGCAGUUCAACAGUAAAACCAGAGAUGGCUUCACGGUCAACUCCAAGGUGCCAAGCAUGAAGGAUGCUGGGAAAGAGUACGACGGUUUCACCAUCACUAUCACAGGAGACAGGUACAGCUUAUAGUCAUGUGAUGCACUAUCUGGCUUUGAUCCUUUGUUAUCCAAAGCAAAUUUGAAGAGCAGAUAUAUGGUGUGUCUGAUUGUUUUUCUGUUUUUCAGGGUGGGGAACAUGCUAUUCUCAGUGGAAACACAGACGACAGAGGAGCGCACGCAGCAGUACCAGUCAGAGAUAGAGUCCAUUUACAAAGACCUCACAGCCAAAGGGAAAGCUUUAAUGCUCUCCACUGAACUCGGGGUGAGAUUUAUGUCUGUGUUUGACUAGAAAGUCCAAUUGUCAGACUGCACGGCUGCAUAUAGAAGAAGUAACAGCAUGUCUCAGCAUUAGACUCUGUCAUCAACAUCCCGUCUUCUCGCUCCUUGUAUCAGUCCUGGAAAAGUCACAGAUUUAACUUUUCUAGACAGUCAAUCUAUGAAAGGAAUCUAUCAACUCUCAGGAGAAUAUGACAAAUAUUUGGUGGAACGAUCAGCUUUCAGGAUGUAUUUUCCAGCUGUUGCCUCCCAGAGAAAUUGACUCUGAUGGUUCAGCUUUAAAUACGUGUUAACCUGAUUUUUAGUGAUGGUUUGGAAGAAUUAUUCACCGAAUGGAUGCUAAAACUCUUUUAUGUUGUUUUUUAGGAUGCAGAUGCUGUCUGUAACCUUAUCCUGUCCUUGGUGUAUUACUUCUGCAACCUCAUGCCACUCUCCAGAGGAUCAAGGUAACGUCUCUCAGAGCGACCUGGAGGCACCAGUCGUUGACGCUUCAGUGUGAUAAUAACUAAGUGUCACACUGAUGCUCAGAUAGGUUGAGUGACAGUCAGAUGAACAUAAUUAUUGCAGUUUUUGAGGCAGAUCGCCCUUAGCAAAGUCAUUAAAAUGUCCUACAUGGGACGGUUCACAGGAUAAUGAGGAUUAGGUGGGUAUAUCUAUGGCGUGUGAACUUCUGAGGGGUAAAACCUGUUAGUUUACAAGUUUGCUCUGCUCCUCCUCAGUGUGGUGGCGUAUUCAGUGGUGAUGGGGGCGCUGAUGGCCAGUGGGAAGGAAGUCGUCGGUAGGAUCCCCAAAGGAAAGGUAAACCUUAUUUCAGCUCCUUUGCUCUCCCUGUCUCCAUCUCUCUGACACUCUCUGACUCUGUCUUUCUCGCUCAUGUCUGUGGUGAUAAAAGGUCCUGACCAAUCCAACUCAGGUCAUUUUUCAUUGACUCAAGUCUAGCCCUCCAAUACUCCAAAUCACUAGCUCAGGGCCUUUGCUUUUAUUUCAUUGUUUAGCACCUCCAAUCGACCAGACAUCCCCCUCCCCAGUUUCCAGGGGAUUCCUGAACCAUUACCAGGCCAAGUCAGUUACAGGUUCAGUCUGGGGUCAGUAACUUGAGUAACUCAAAUGUGAAGAAAAGAGGAGGUGUGUGUUACAUAAGAACCAGCCAUCGGUGCUGCUGAGGGACUCAAAUAUGAAACAAGAAUCACUUAUUCCAACCUUUUGAGGAUAUUUGGAUGAAACUCCAGCCUGUGUGGGACCUGCCAAACGGACAUAUUUUUCCUGUAACAACUUCACCUCUGACGGGAACAGAGCAGUACAGAAAACAGAUCAAGACUUGGAAAGCUGAGGUCUGUGGGAAUUCAGCUUAUUGACGAACUGGGAACUUGGUUGAUUUUGUUCAUAAUGACACUAAGGAAUGUCCUGAUAAAUAACAUUUGAUGGGUUGUCCCGCCCUUGUGGUUUAGUCAGUCACAGAUGAUCCUCUUGUUCUAUCUUGUCUUUUGUUUGUGGUGUGAAGUUACCUUAAUGUUCGAGAACACAGCCUCAGAUACAUCAUUGCUAUUAGAGAACUACUUUUGAAUCAUGGUUUAUGUCCUCUAUACUGCAUAAGGCGCAGCCCCACCCUUAGACACAAAGUGCAUAUUAUCUGUCAGUCUGUUCCUUUGUGAAGCAUUUAAUAAUAAUGUAGCUGUGCAUCCUGCAUGAUGAGUGUUAAUUCGUCAAGCCAAACAGGUCACAAACUGUCAUGUUACUUUGUUACAGCUGGUGGAUUUUGAAGCCAUGACCACACCCAGUCCAGACAGCUUCAGUAAAACAGCGAAAAGUUGGAUGAAUCUGAAAAGGUAGGAGGAGAAAAGUCCUUUAAUUUGUUCUUGUUUGUCUGUGUUUCACAGAGAUGUUUACCUGAUAUUUUUCUGUCAUUGACAGUCUGCCGAGUUGGUACCAGAGUCUUCCUUCUGUAGCAGAAACCUUUCCGUCAUCAAGAACAAUGAUAGAGGUCCUCAACACAGACUCGUCCUCACACUGUCCAAAGAAGUCCUAACAUGACUUCAGCACAGGGGGGGAGGGAGUCUGUUUAAUAAAAGUCUUAAUAAUGGAGCUUCUGCACCGGGCUGAACAAAGGGACUGUCUGCUUCUGCAACCCAAAUGAAAUCGGACCGAGUUCUCUGGUAGUAUUUUUAGUUUGACGGACAACUGCGUAAAUUUAAAGAGGGAGAGUUGAAGUCUGGAGAGCAGGUGGUCUCUCCUCAUUUAAAUCAAAUCAUGGCCAUUAUGUAAUUUGCAAAAACGCAACCUGAUCUAAUUUUGGCAGCAUAACACCUCUAAAUUUUUUACUAUGUUCUCUGUCAUCUUCCCUGGCAUACCCCCCUACUCAGGACUCUAACCUUUUUCAGUCCUUUUCCACUCUUUCACCACUUUGACUCUUAAAUUUUGAGUGCAAAUGCCACAAAUUGUCACAAAACAGCAUGAUUGGCUUUGAAACACUAGCUGUCAUCUUGUAUUUGUAAGCAUGUUAGGGCCUGUGUCCACUGACGGCAUUUAUUCACACUGGCAGUGUAUACUUUAUAAGAAAAGCAAUGCAGGGCAGCAUUUUCACAGCUCAACCCUCAACAUCAAAGGUGUUCUGGUCGCUGCUCUGUAAGAUGACUCGAAUACAAAGUUGCAGAUGGUGCCACCACACACACACACACAAAAAAUGUUCUGAAUGGACACAGGCCCUAAAUGUACACUCCAAAGAUAGACUCCUUCCAAUUUGUGUUUCUUGUAAUAUGUAGUAACAGAUGCAAAAUAAUCUGUUGCUUAUGCAAGCUGAAAUCCAGCACAAAAUAUCAAAGUCUUACCUCCAACCUUGUUUGUUUUAUUCUUUUCACACUUGACCUGUUUUGGGAAGAUAACAGAGACCUUUGGCGCAACAGUUUGGGAUGCACAAAUGAUUUUUAGGCCUCAAAUUGAAACACUCAAAGCACAAAGACCAUCCCAUGAGUCGUCAGCAUCAACAGUUCUAUGCUGCUCAGUCAUAGUGAACAUUUAGAUUUGGAUUAUUUUGAAUUGGAUCUUAAUUUCGAAGAAAUCAGGAUUAUAAUUGGCACUUUAACUUGAUUUUUAAGCACCACUGAAGACACACACUCACAGAUGCAGAGUCCAGCCUAUCAGCAGAGAAGAAGUUUUGGGAUUAUGAAACUAUGAAACAAAAACUUUCAGGGCUUUUGAAUUCCACUUCUUGGGAUACUUGAAGCAGUCUCUUGUAUUUUGUUUUUUAACCGGACAAAGUGUCUCUUCUCUUUUCGGGUAUUUAAACCCCUGCUUUUCUUUUAAUGUGACCAAUAAAGGGUUGGUUUUAAGAUGGGUUGGCUGCUGAGCUUAGAGGAAAACAACAGUCAGAGAUUUGAGAGAAUGUUCAGAGUAAGAUUAGUAUUUUGGACAAAAUAAAAAGGAGGAUUAAGUAUUUCAUGACCUCGUCUUUGCAGUGUAUUUUGAUCUCAACAAGCAGAAAAACACACAAGAUUGUCAGAAUUAGGAGAUAAAGUAAAUAGAUAUACAGUAAAUACCUGCAGGUUUUAUGGCUUGAAAUCCAAGGUUUUCAGAUAUUUGAUAGACAAUCUUUUAUAUUUUCUACAUUUGGAUUUUGUUUUUAUUUUGUAUUUAAAAUAAUGAAUUUCGGGCAGAACUUUUCUAAUCAAAUUGAAGCUGAAAAAUCUGAAUAUUCUCUCAAGUCUCUGACUGCUGUAAUCAGUAAAAGGUGGGGGGAAAAGCACACCACUUACAUUUCUAUUUUCUCUGUCAUCAUUCCUUUACUUUUCAUUCUUCACACUUUCUGACCUUAAAGAUGAAAUUUGUCCUGACCAAUAACAGCUCAGGAUUAGAGCUCACAUCCUUAGUUUUAACCAUAAAGCACUCCUGUAAGGGAUGAUAUGUGAUUAUUGCGAUCAGAGUGAUGAUGUUUACAUGCAGCCACCUUUUGGAAAAGCUGCUGCUCGUGUUUUUUCCUUGGUAAUAAAAAUGUUGUUUUAAGCACAAAGAAAAGAAAAGAAGAAGCUCACCUGAAAUGAUCUUGAAGUAUUCAGUCUUAGAAAUAAAUUUCAAAAACGAGUUCAGAUUCGGGUCCUUCAUUGCUCAUUAAUCCUACAACAGUUCUUGAAUUGAAAAAAACAUUUCCACAAAAUAAAAGCAAAAUGGUUCAGUUAAAGACAUAUCUUUAUCCCUUUGUUAACAGUCUUAUUCUGUUUCACUUUGUCUUUUUUUCUUUCAUAUCAAAGAUUGUGCCAACGGGUUGUAAUUUUCUUUCUUUCUUUUUUUUUGCACUGGGUGAUCUAGUCUUAAAGUGCUUUGUUGGGCUGUAGAACAGGGAGUGCACAACCUAUCUUAGAGCUUCAAACUUGAAGGAGGGAAUGUUUUAUUGAGUGAGUGAACGAAUGUUAAGCAGUCAAUAAAACUGGUUGACGAUUUUAACUGCC
This is a messenger RNA of Xyrichtys novacula (pearly razorfish), 17019 nucleotides long. The record is from the annotation of a GenBank genome assembly. NCBI's taxonomy places the organism in Eukaryota, Metazoa, Chordata, Actinopteri, Labriformes, Labridae.